AUGCUGGAUGAAGGGAGACCGAUUCGCGAGAGAAGUAGGAUGGUGUUCCGAUGCGUCCUCAAACAGCCAGGACGCCAGGCCAUCGUAGAAGAAAUGUCCAUAUCGUAUUCAAUGUCUGUGCGGAAUUUGUGCCUGAAAGGAGAAACGACUAAGCGAAACCCAGAGACUCUUGGAGACUAUUCUCGAAUACGAGUGGACGCGGCCAGGCGGAGGCGAGUUGCGGGGCCCCGUGUGAGCAUGAGGACACGAGGUGGUGAGCAUGGUGUUUCCUUGGUUGCCGCAGCCGAUGUCGGUUUACCGAGGCGGACCGGAAGCUGCGCGUCAGCCGUGACUGCAGUUUCCACGUGUGAAAAACGUGGUGGCUAUCGGAGCAUAAUAGCAUAUGAAGCCCAAAUUCUCACCAGACCUACAAGUAUACUGCAAGAUUCAGGUGGGAUGGACGCCCAGCCAUAUGUAUUUGUAAAUGGCGCAUCUCGGCCUGCCACGCUGGAAACACCAUUCCCCAACACGAAAGAACGAGUUGGUCUUGGCUCAUGUAACCCUGACGUACUUUUUACACUCACCAAAACGCGUGCCCGGUUCCAUUCCCCAUACUUUCGAUGCCAGUCUCAUGGCCCGUCUUCCUAUUCAACUUCUUCAGCCAGAAGCAAGCAGCGAAGCGACGGCACCGCAGGUGAACGCGACGAUCAGGACAAUACAAUCCUUCCAAGUUACGCCGAGCAAGUUCCCCAUACGUUCGUGGUUUUGGAAAUGGCACUAGCCAUAGCCAAAGUAACCGACGCUUCGCCUCCAGGCAAGUUGAAGUUAGAUGCAGAUCCCCUAGCUAGGAGGGAUAUGGGGAAGGAUCUGUCCCGAGUUGAGAUACAGAGCGCUCACGAUGUGGAGUUAGUACUCUCUGGUUCAUCUGGAGUAGCAAAAGAGAGGAUUUUCAAUGCGGAGAUGCUUCAAGGUCUGGACGAUGGAGGCAAACGGGUAACUAAAUUCAUAUUGACCACGGCCGAUCCCCCGGCUGAUUCGCUAUGUCACAAUGACAAAUACCUCUUCCGAGAGCCAGUUCACGUUCAACGGGUAGUUAGGAAGCAAAGCCUAUCGAAGGAGGACAAUGCCAAAAUGAUAUCCUCUCACGACUUCGAUAUCGCCCACGAUACCCACAACAAUGAUCCACCAAAAGCAAACAAGAAUCAGGAAGGAAGAAUAUGCACCAGGAAAUUAGAGCGCCUUGGUCACGCCGACCAAGAAUCGAAGGACUACCAUGCUAGCGUAGUUCCGUAUGAAUCCUAUCGCGCCAGAAACAAUAUUUCAAAUGAUUACAAUGCCGGAUGCUACUACCACGGAGUAGGCUCUAUCGCUUUCUACUCUAACAUUUUCCACUUCUCUUUGUGUGAGGCCGUUCCAGUCCAUACAGGAGAGGUGAAGUCCGGGAGCUUCCUUAGUUUUCGCCAAGCCCUUGACCGGCUGGAGAGAACACAGCAUAAUGCGCACCCUUGUUACACGGUGCCUUGCCAAGUCCUUUUUUCCGAUAACUACGGAUCCAUCGCACGAUUUCUUAUCUCUAAAAUAUUGGGUGUGCAUAUUGUAGCAAAACGCUCCCGAGUGGAGACUCCGCGGAGAUCAGAGAUCUAUUGGGUCUUGUGGUAUGGCUUGCAGGUUACUUUCCUAAGAUACAGCCGAGUGGAUUUACAGGAUCAUUCCCGCUUGCGUUUCAUUGCGAAAGGGAAUGGAGUAUCUUUACGUAAUGGAGCUAGAAACAAGAUCCAUGUACUUGUUUCAAUUUCGUCUACCGCAGCUAUUGCUUCUCCUUUUCCGGAGCCUUUCAGCAGCACCGUCAAAAUGGAGGAAGCAAAAAGCUCAUCAAAUGAAAAGAAUCCACCCGUACGCCAGGACUUCAACUCUCGGAGCCUUUUAGAGAUGAAAGUGGUUAAAUCAUAUGCCGUAUCCCUAUCUUAUCCUCUAAAUUGUCCUUCAGGCGGGUUUAGAAGAGGGGCCGAUAUGGUGAAAGAGUUGUGCCUCGGUGCAAGGACAGCUGGAGCUGACUAUCCCUUUGUGCGACGAAGUAAGACCAAAGUAGAAUUGAGCGACUUAUCGAUAGUAGGUUACAGUGUGGAUAAUGAUUACAAUGUUGUGAACCCCUCCACUAGCCCAAUGUCUGAGUUCCGGCACGAAUGUCUAAGGAUUGCACAUCUACGGAAAGACUCGUCAUAUUCGAAAUCGGAGGAGCCUAUCAAAGAAGUUUCGGAAUCGGCAAGUGGCAAGUAUCCCACCUGCAAGUACCCAAUAGGCGGGACAGAGGGAGGGUUGAUACAUAUUGAUCAAAUGUCGUUCAAAAUUGGUCAAAAUUCAUCAAUUCACUAUGGAACCCGGUUCUCCUACAUGAUCCUGGAUCAUACUACAUUAUCCUUAAUUGUACAGCAAACGAAUGCCCUGUUUUCGGAGGACCACUCGCUUUUUGGAUCGACUGAGAGCCUCCCCAAGGCUUCUCACUCUUCCUUAUCCUCCAGGUCCUUUGUUGAUGAAUUCGGCUGGGUUGAUUGACGGCAGCGAUAAGAUCGUUGGCUCGGGUUUUAGCCACCCCAUAUAUUAGCAGUGAGGCGGCCGUUGCCUUUGUAUCAGGGUUUGGCUGAUGCGACAAUGGGACGGGUACUGCGUCGAUAGAGAGAGUUCAAUGAAGCUGCAACGGAGCUUUUCGACUUUUUUUGGCGUUCCGUAGCAUACAAAAUGGAGGGGUGGGUGACCAGGUUUGCUACUUCA
Molecule: messenger RNA, 2748 nt
Organism: Lindgomyces ingoldianus
Lineage: Eukaryota; Fungi; Ascomycota; Dothideomycetes; Pleosporales; Lindgomycetaceae
Exons: 27
Coding region: 1-2532 (843 amino acids)
Source: RefSeq, a predicted model, not a curated record